CAAGCCCUCAGAAACACCUGCGAGCCCUCAGAAACACCCGCCAGCCCUCAGAAACACCUGCCAGCCGUCAGAAACACCCGCCAGCCCUCAGAAACACCUGCGAGCCCUCAGAAACACCCGCCAGCCCUCAGAAACAUCCGCCAGCCCUCAGAAACACCCGCCAGCCGUCAGAAACACCCACCAGCCCUCAGAAACACCCGCCAGCCGUCAGAAACACCCGCCAGCCCUCAGAAACACCUGCCAGGCCUCAGAAACACCCGCCAGCCCUCAGAAACACCCGCCAGCCCUCAGAAACACCCGCCAGAAACACCUGCCAGCCCUCAGAAACACCCGCCAGCCCACAGAAACACCCACCAGAAACACCUGCCAGCCGUCAGAAACACCCGCCAGCCCUCAGAAACACCCGCCAGCCCUCAGAAACACCCGCCAGCCCUCAGAAACACCCGCCAGCCCUCAGAAACACCCGCCAGCCCUCAUAAACACCCGCCAGCCCUCAGAAACACCCGCCAGCCCUCAGAAACACCCGCCAGCCCUCAGAAACACCCGCCAGAAACACCUGCCAGCCGUCAGAAACACCCGCCAGCCCUCAGAAACACCCGCCAGCCCUCAGAAACACCCGCCAGCCCUCAGAAACACCCGCCAGCCCUCAGAAACACCCGCCAGCCCUCAGAAACACCCGCCAGCCCUCAGAAACACCCGUCAGCCCUCAGAAACACCCGCCAGCCCUCAGAAACACCCGCCAGCCCUCAGAAACACCCACCAGACCUCAGAAAACACCCGCCAGCCCUCAGAAACACCCGCCAGCCCUCAGAAACACCCGCCAGCCCUCAGAAACACCCGCCAGCCGUCAGAAACACCCGCCAGCCGUCAGAAACACCCGCCAGCCCUCAGAAACACCCACCAGCCCUCAGAAACACCCGCCAGAAACACCUGCCAGCCGUCAGAAACACCCGCCAGCCCUCAGAAACACCCGCCAGAAACACCUGCCAGCCGUCAGAAACACCCGCCAGCCCUCAGAAACACCCGCCAGCCCUCAGAAACACCCGCCAGCCCUCAGAAACACCCGCCAGCCCUCAGAAACACCCGCCAGCUCUCAGAAACACCCGUCAGCCCUCAGAAACACCCGUCAGCCCUCAGAAACACCCGCCAGCCCUCAGAAACACCCGCCAGCCCUCAGAAACACCCGCCAGCCCUCAGAAACACCCGCCAGCCCUCAGAAACACCCGCCAGCCCUCAGAAACACCCGCCAGCCCUCAGAAACACCCGUCAGCCCUCAGAAACACCCGCCAACCCUCAGAAACACCCGCCAGCCCUCAGAAACACCCGCCAGCCCUCAGAAACACCACCAGCCCUCAGAAACACCCGCCAACCCACAGAAACACCCGCCAGCCCUCAGAAACACCCGCCAGCCCUCAGAAACACCCGCCAGCUCUCAGAAACACCCGCCAGCCCUCAGAAACACCCGCGAGCCCUCAGAAACACCCGCCAGCCCUCAGAAACACCCGCCAGCCCUCAGAAACACCCACCAGACCUCAGAAACACCCGCCAGCCCUCAGAAACACCCGCCAGCCCUCAGAAACACCCGCCAACCCUCAGAAACACCCGCCAGCCCUCAGAAACACCCGCCAGCCCUCAGAAACACCCACCAGCCCUCAGAAACACCCACCAGCCCUCAGAAACACCCGCCAGAAACACCUGCCAGCCGUCAGAAACACCCACCAGCCCUCAGAAACACCCGCCAGAAACACCUGCCAGCCGCCAGAAACACCCGCCAGCCCUCAGAAACACCCGCUAGCCGUCAGAAACACCCGCCAGCCCUCAGAAACACCCGCCAGCCCUCAGAAACACCCGCCAGCUCUCAGAAACACCCGUCAGCCCUCAGAAACACCCGUCAGCCCUCAGAAACACCCGCCAGCCCUCAGAAACACCCGCCAGCCCUCAGAAACACCCGCCAGCCCUCAGAAACACCCGCCAGCCCUCAGAAACACCCGCCAGCCCUCAGAAACACCCGCCAGCCCUCAGAAACACCCGCCAGCCGUCAGAAACACCCGCCAGCCCUCAGAAACACCCACCAGCCCUCAGAAACACCCGCCAGAAACACCUGCCAGCCUUCAGAAACACCCGCCAGCCCUCAGAAACACCUGCCAGCCGUCAGAAACACCCGCCAGCCCUCAGAAACACCCGCCAGCCCUCAGAAACACCCACCAGCCCUCAGAAACACCCGCCAGAAACACCUGCCAGCCUUCAGAAACACCCACCAGCCCUCAGAAACACCCGCCAGAAACACCUGCCAGCCCCCUCAGAAACACCCACCAGCCCUCAGAAACACCCGCCAGAAACACCCGCCAGAAACACCCGCCAGCCGUCAGAAACACCCGCCAGCUCUCAGAAACACCCGCCAGCCGUCAGAAACACCCGCCAGCCCUCAGAAACACCCGCCAGAAACACCCGCCAGCCGUCAGAAACACCCGCCAGCUCUCAGAAACACCCGCCAGCCCUCAGAAACACCCGUCAGAAACACCCGCCAGCCCUCAGAAACACCCGUCAGAAACACCCGCCAGCCCUCAGAAACACCCGUCAGAAACACACGCCAGCCCUCAGAAACACCCGCCAGAAACACCUGCCAGCCGUCAGAAACACCCGCCAGCUCUCAGAAACACCCGCCUGCCGUCAGAAACACCCGCCAGCCGUCAGAAACACCCGAUAACCCUCAGAAACACCCGCCAGAAACACCCGCCAGCCCUCAGAAACACCCGUCAGAAACACCCCCCAAGCCGUCAGAAACACCUGCCUGCCGUCAGAAACACCCGCCAGCCGUCUGAAACACCCGCCAGCGGUCAGAAACACCCGCCAGCCCUCAGAAACACCCGCCAGCCUUCAGAAACACCCACCAGCAACACCCGCCAGCUGUCAGAAACACCCGCCAGAAACACCCGCCAGCCGUCAGAAACACCCGCCAUAAUCACCCGCCAGCCGUCAGAAACACCCGCCAGAAACACCCGCCAGCCCUCAGAAACACCCGUCAAAAACACCCACCAGCCGUCAGAAACACCUGCCAGCCGUCAGAAACACCCGCCAGCCGACAGAAACACCCCCCAGCCGUCAGAAACACCCGCCAGCCCUCAGAAACACCCGCCAGCCCUCAGAAACACCCGCCAGAAACACCCAAACACCCGUCAGCCCUCAGAAACACCCGCCAGCCCUCAGAAACACCCGCCAGCUCUCAGAAACACCCGCCAGCCGUCAGAAACACCCGCCAGCCCUCAGAAACACCCGCCAACCCUCAGAAACACCUGCCAGUCGUCAGAAACACCCUCCAGCCUUCAAACACCCGCCAAACAGAUCUGCC
Procambarus clarkii (red swamp crayfish) is the source of this 3349-nucleotide messenger RNA. Lineage: Eukaryota; Metazoa; Arthropoda; Malacostraca; Decapoda; Cambaridae. The record is from RefSeq and is a predicted model, not a curated record.